UGUGCAAGUCGCAGCACCAGACACAGCCCAGACGCGACAGCGCUCUUAAUAACAAUGAUGCAAGCGCUGCCGAACCCUGGCGUCUCGAAAGACGACGAGGAGUACUUCAUGCGCAAUACUAAGCGUGGUUUGGCUCUCGUCUUCAACCAUUAUGAGUUCUCCAUCCGUGAGUUCAAAGACGGCGAGUUGUACAGGCCGCCGAGAAGGGAAGGAACCAGCCGAGACAAAGACGCAGUCUUGAAGACUUUCAGGAAACUCGGCUUCGAAAUCAAACCUCACGACGAUAAGCGUUACGAGGAAAUAAAGGAGAUACUGGCAGAAGCGGCUCAACAGGACCACAGCGAGCACGACUGCCUGGCGGUGAUCGUGCUGACGCACGGCGAGCGCGGCGGCAGGCUGGAUGCGAAGGACAGGGACUACGACGCCAGGAGGCUGUGGGAGCCCUUCAUAGCCACCAGCUGUCCCACUCUCGCUGGCAAGCCCAAGCUCUUCUUCAUUCAGGCGUGCAAAGGUCGAACCAGGGACCCUGGCGCCAUUGUCCGAAACUGCAUCGGUGACUCAACAGAUGCUGCUGCAGUUAUCCCAGCCAGCUUCCAGGUGCCAUCGUUCGCUGACUUCCUCAUCGCCUACUCCACAUUCGAAGGUCUGUACUCCUUCCGCCAUCCCACUAAAGGCUCGUGGUUCAUCCAGACGCUGUGUACUCAGCUGGGAAAGCACGCGGGCGACAAGGACGUUGUGUCACUGCUAACCGACGUGAACCGCAUCGUGGGCCAGGAGUUCCGCUCCAGCGACCCGUCCGAGCCGUGUAUGGACGGCUUGGUGCAGGGCCCCUGCUUCAUCUCCUCCCUCACACGCCGGGUACACCUGUGGCCGCCUGUUGCAGCUGCCCCGGACGCCUUGCCUAAUGUGGAAUAACUCCAACUUCCAUCUUUUCUUUCAUCUGAUUUUCUUGGAACUAAGUCUUUAACUUAAAUAAAACCUUCUGAUUAUAU
This is a messenger RNA of Schistocerca piceifrons (Central American locust), 992 nucleotides long. RefSeq names its product caspase-1-like. Lineage: Eukaryota; Metazoa; Arthropoda; Insecta; Orthoptera; Acrididae. Bases 55 to 915 code for a protein of 286 amino acids. The transcript is spliced from 5 exons. Gene Ontology annotation, cellular component: cytoplasm. Gene Ontology annotation, biological process: proteolysis; apoptotic process. The record is from RefSeq and is a predicted model, not a curated record.